Messenger RNA from Scheffersomyces stipitis CBS 6054, 492 nucleotides. RefSeq lists its product as uncharacterized. Bases 1 to 492 code for a protein of 163 amino acids. The record is from RefSeq and is a predicted model, not a curated record. Gene Ontology annotation, biological process: Rho protein signal transduction. Gene Ontology annotation, molecular function: Rho GDP-dissociation inhibitor activity; protein binding. NCBI's taxonomy places the organism in Eukaryota, Fungi, Ascomycota, Pichiomycetes, Serinales, Debaryomycetaceae. Gene Ontology annotation, cellular component: cytosol; membrane; cytoplasm. The transcript has a single exon.
AUGACUGUCAAGAAAACGAGAGAAGAGAUUAUGGCUGACUUCGAGAACGAGCAGCUUCGUAUCGAAGCCAUGGAGCUCCACAUCGACGGCCAUGACGACAAGCCUCUUGUUUAUCACCGCGAGAUGGAAGACAUGCCCCAGAGACUUCACUUUAUUCUUCCUGAAAACUGUGUCUACAGUGUUACUAUAAAGUACAAGGUCAAGAAACAGCCUUUGAGAAAUCUCACCUACAAGCAGAUGGUGAAGAAGGCUGGAAUCGUUGUCAACCUGAGGAAACUCCAUAUGGGAGACGAAGCACAUGUCAACAUUGACCAAGACGACCAUACUCACGAGGUUACGUUCCCUCCUGACAAUGUUCCUGGAGGUACUUUCUUCAGAGGUAAGCACCCGGCUGUGAGCACAGUAUAUGCUGACGGAAAAGAAGUGUGGAAGACUAAAUGGUACAUUGAGAUUGUUAAGGAAGGAAGUCUUCCCGAGAUCGGUGGGUACUAA